CGAUAGCCAUGGACACUCUAACGGAACAUUUCGAAUCGAUCCUUAAGAGCAAGGGACUUUCUUGGACCUCUAUUAGGAUUGCCAAUGGCCUUAAGACCUCACUUCUUGGUGCCUGGGGCCCUGACGGAGCUACCACCGGGGUCGCUCAAGAGCAAAUGAAGAAAGUCUUUCGAGGAAUGAUUGACGCCUAUAUGGAAUCCAAGUACGACGAGAAAUGUGAGAUCAGCAAUCUUGCCUUUCAAUCCGUGUUCCUCCGUGCUGUCAAAGACAAGGUUCUCUGGGUUCGGAGCCUCUCUGACCGGGAACUCAGCGAGCUCAUCUACCUUUUCAUUGAGGCCAGAGAUCAAUGUCUUAAGAGAAGACGAGAAGAAAAUUUCCAUCCAACUACCCAAGACAGCGAAUUGGCACGCCUAGUCCAGCAGUUUGUGGACCUCUGCAAUCAUUGCAUCAGCAAGCAAGAACAACCGUACUCAGGCCCAGAACUGGAAUUCGAGAAGAUGGGCGACAUCAUACCCUUUAGCAGUGUCAGUCAAUUCAUCAUGAGCAACGAGGACCCCAUGAAACGCGAUACGCUACUAGACAAGACAACCAAUCAACACUACGUCGGUUCCAGUAAAGGUCCGUUUCUCGUUCCUCAGAGACGCAAAUCUAACCGCCCGUCAAACAAUCAACAGCGAAAGGCGCAGGGGGAGCAGGCUGUCGACAUCCUGCCAAAUCUCCCAUUCCGGCCGAAGUCUGAUUAA
Daldinia loculata is the source of this 743-nucleotide messenger RNA. RefSeq lists its product as uncharacterized. The record is from RefSeq and is a predicted model, not a curated record. NCBI's taxonomy places the organism in Eukaryota, Fungi, Ascomycota, Sordariomycetes, Xylariales, Hypoxylaceae. Bases 9 to 743 code for a protein of 244 amino acids. The transcript has a single exon.